UCCAGUCUCGAGCACAUGCGGUCUCUGCUGAACGUGCUUUGGACACGUCCGACUAGCAGUAUGUGAUGCACACGGAUCCUUGUCAGCCCAUCCCCACCCUCUGGUCCUCUCGAGGCGCUUGCAAAUGUGACAUCGAGAGCGUUCAUUUCACCGCCAGGAGCCUCGGCAGCGUGAAACAAUGCCCGACGACGUGAAUACAACAGGACCGCCGAUCGAACGGGACACCGGAGCCGCAUGCUUCUGUGAUUGAGCUAUCAACUUGACGACCAUACCGAGUGUUGCCACACCAUCGCCACUCUUCCUACUCCAGGCCACACCCAAUGCGCGCACUGUGGCAAGCGGGAGCGACAGCUCUCGGCGGAUACCAAGUUGAAAAGGUGCAUGGGAUGCUCGGCGGUCAGGUAUUGCAGCAGAGAGUGCCAGAAGGCUGCAUGGCCAGAACACAGGCGCACCUGCGGCUCCACAGGGGACCUUCAAGUUGUGACCCGUGCGGGGCAUGUUGCCUCCCUUGCUCAGGCUCAGGCCGUGAACAACUGGGUGACUUACGUGCACGAGUACGGGCUCGAAACGCUGGCCAACGCCGCCGUACUCGCCAACGGUGGUAUCGCCGCCAACCUGGGAUCUCCUCGGGUCUUGCGCUUGACGUUGGCCCCUGGCGAGGACUCGGGCGACGGAGGAAACCCGGCCUCGGCCUUCCGUCUCGUCGAUAUCUCCAUCGAGCACAAGGACGACGUGCCCGCGAUCACAAGCUGGGAGCAGGUCCAAGCAAACUGCCGCAAGCGAAGACGGUACCUCGGACAGAGACUCCCGGACGUCACCGUCCUCGGCUGCAUCCCCGCGGUCUGCAUUCUCGCGGGCACGACCAUCGCAACGAUCUACACUUUCCCGAUCUACGGGCUUCGGAGCCGGCACAUGAAGGUGAUGCCUGGGUGCAUCCGCGCGGUCUGCGAGGACAUCAUGGCGAUGUGCAUCGAGACGGUGAACAUGGGCCUCGUCCUGCGCCCGUCUCCGUGCGAGCGGUGCGUGAAGUGCGGGACUCAGGAUGGCCCGCCCAGGGGCAGGCUCGUCAAGCUGGAAGAAGGGGGGUGGGACUGGGAGGCUGUGGAUGACUGGGAGUGGGUGCCGGCCGAGGACUUCAAGUCUCGUUCUGGCCUUGACCCUGCGAAGACUUGGAACCUGUAUCAUGCCUCCGAGUUUGCAUACAUAGGACACGGUCGCGACUACGGCGUCUAUCACUUUGCUCUCGCCUCUCAUGUCGGCGACACGCCUUCUCGUUUACUCUGGCGAUGCACCGCCGUCGGGCUCGACUGGCGGCACACAGAUAUACGCAUGAAUCUAUCAGUGCAGACGCGGGGCCUCGUACAGCCCGCCGCAGCCGCCACCGGAUCUCCCAGCUCACGUACAUAUGGAUCAACAACCUCAGCCGAGCCCGAGCCCGAGUCCAGCUCAUCCAUCAGCUCGGCUGUGCUGGAAUCCACAUGCAUAGCCGCACCAGGAUGCUCCCUCGAGCUCAGAAGACAUCGGGAGAAGUCCUCCCGUGCGCUCGCAAGCAGCCCUUUCGAGGAAAAUGCAUCAGUACACGCAGAGCGGGAAUGGCUCGACAACAGCCCUCAUUACAAACUAGCCAGUGCGACUUCGUCUGAGCUGCCAAUGUUGAGCACGAGCACGCUGUUCUAUGCCUCAGCGCAUGGAAUCGGCCCGGCGGGACGGCGUCAUGCGAAGCGUACUCCCACGCCAUGGCUCUCCGACAGUACUCGCUACGAGCUAGCCAGUACCACCCCGCGCGCUCUGAGCAGCACUGUGCCGAUUUAUCCUACGCCUUCUGCGGGCCUUCGGUUUGCGCAGAUACGUGUGAGUACAACAUGGGAGCGCUGUGACCUGCCUGCCGUCGCCAGAGCCCUCGGAAUCGGUCCGGCGGGAUGGUGUUAUGCGAAGCGGACUCCCACGCGGCGCUCGACUCUUGAACUGCCACUCGCACCUCCGGCACGGUCUCUGCAUGCGUGUCAGACGACGCGAUCCAAAUGGGCACCGUUACGCCGAGAAGCUCACCGAAACGCGUACGGCACGAGCUACGACAAAUACUUCGGAUCGGAUGGACACUCGGACGGUGUGCGCUUGUGCGACGGCUAA
This is a messenger RNA of Trametes versicolor FP-101664 SS1, 2130 nucleotides long. RefSeq lists its product as uncharacterized. Lineage: Eukaryota; Fungi; Basidiomycota; Agaricomycetes; Polyporales; Polyporaceae. The transcript has 10 exons. The coding region runs from base 382 to 2130 and encodes 582 amino acids. The record is from RefSeq and is a predicted model, not a curated record.